UUUGUUACUAGAAGCCCGCGGGUUUGUAACGAGAACAGUUUAUUUCACACGUAUUGCGGAACGAAUCGUGAAAUCGGUCAAAUACACGCGAAGAUAUAGGUGUCAUUCGUUAAUUCAUUUGUAAAACGCUUCUACUUUCUUUUAUCCAAUCGGCAUUCAAUAUAAUCUUUUUUUUUCUUUAUCUUAGCUCAAAGAAUUCUUUUUUCCUAUUGGUUACAAUAUGAUUUGACUUGAUCCGAUUUUCGUGUUUACGAUCUUAUUCGAUCCGAUUUGUAGUAAUUCGUGAAUUUUCAUUGUGCAAUCAAUCGGAUAAGAAAAUCUUAUCUUAAAUUCGAGUUUAAAAGUAUCAAAAAGAACUGAUGUGAAGAGAGUGCAUUGCAAAGAAUCAAACAGAAUUUAUUUUUUAAUGUUCCAAAUGCCACCAACUCGAUAUCAUCUUCAAAAGAAAUUAGGAUGCAAGGAAGAAAGUUGAUGAAGGCUGAAGACUAAUCUCUAUAUAAUUAAAAUACAAAUACAAAUUCAUGAAAGGAGAAAUGAAAAUAUUUCCGGAUAAGGAGCGAGUACCACCCAUCAUGUAUCAAGGACUAGAAGAUGAUUGCAAGAAGAUUAAUUUAAAGAAUCGUAGAUUAGCAGAAACAGAUGAUUUUUUAACGGCUGAUGGAAGUUAUCGUUGUAGCGAGGAGGAAUAUGUGCCUCGUAUUUCAUGGUUAAACCUGAUAGGAUUACUUUUUGUACACAUAGGUGGUCUAUAUGGAUUCUAUCUCAUCUUUGUUGAAGCCAAGCUCUCUACCACGUUAUGGAUGGUUAUUACUACUUAUAUUACAGGAUUUGGCAUAACUGCAGGAGUACAUCGAUUGUGGUCUCAUAGAGCAUACAAAGCAAAAUGGCCACUUCGAUUACUUUUAAUAUUCCUGUUUACCAUAACCGGACAAAAAGAUGUAUACAGGUGGGCAUUGGAUCACAGAGUGCAUCAUAAGUAUAGCGAAACUAAUGCAGAUCCUCAUAACGUUAAAAGAGGUUUUUUCUUCGCACACGUAGGAUGGCUUUUUAUAACACCGCAUCCUGAUGUUGUCUCAAAACGAAAGGCAGUGGAUAUGAGUGACUUGGAAGCCGAUCAACUUGUCAUGUGGCAGAAAAGAUAUUACAUUCUUUUAUUCCCCCUUUUAACUAUCGGACUUCCGGUUGUCGUGCCUUGGUACUUUUGGUCAGAAUCCAUUUGGACGUCUUUUUGGGUGAAUUUUAACUGUCGUUUCUGCAUCACUCUCAACAUAGCCUUUCUUGUAAACAGCGUGGCUCACAUGUGGGGUCAACGACCUUAUGAUAAGUACAUAUGUUCAGUGGAAAAUACGAUGCUCUCCAUCGCAGCCCUAGGUGAGGGUUGGCAUAAUUUCCAUCAUGUUUUUCCUUGGGAUUACAAGACUGGAGAAUUGGGCAACUACACGUUCAACUUGACUACAGGCUUCAUCGAUACUUUCGCGCGCUUCGGUUGGGCUUAUGAUCGAAAAUACGUAUCCCCAGCAAUGGUGCGUCGAAGGGCGAACAGAUCUGGUGAUGGAAGCCAUAUUUGGGGUUAUGGGGACGCUGAUAUUCCAGCUGAAGAUCUCCAAGAGUUGGAACUGAUGGACAAAAUCAAACAGUGAUGAUAUAUUUUUUUAAUGAUGAAAUAAAAAAUUAAUGUAAUAUUCUUUUGAUUUUCGUGAAAAGUGUUGCGAAAUGUAUACUUAUAUCAAAUGAACUGAAAACAAGUUUAUGAAAUGUGUUUUAGAUGGAUUGUCGAUCAUUUUCAUUUUCAUUUAUUUUCUCGUUUUAUAAAUCAUUGAUUAAUUAAUUUCAAAAAUAUUAUUUUCAAUACUUUUACAUGUGAUU
This is a messenger RNA of Apis florea (little honeybee), 1866 nucleotides long. Its product is annotated as acyl-CoA Delta-9 desaturase. The record is from RefSeq and is a predicted model, not a curated record. Lineage: Eukaryota; Metazoa; Arthropoda; Insecta; Hymenoptera; Apidae. Gene Ontology annotation, molecular function: iron ion binding; stearoyl-CoA 9-desaturase activity. Gene Ontology annotation, cellular component: endoplasmic reticulum membrane. Gene Ontology annotation, biological process: unsaturated fatty acid biosynthetic process.